Messenger RNA from Mycotypha africana, 1351 nucleotides. RefSeq names its product Pex19 protein. The record is from RefSeq and is a predicted model, not a curated record. The coding region runs from base 413 to 1114 and encodes 233 amino acids. The transcript is spliced from 3 exons. Gene Ontology annotation, cellular component: peroxisomal membrane; peroxisome. Lineage: Eukaryota; Fungi; Mucoromycota; Mucoromycetes; Mucorales; Mycotyphaceae. Gene Ontology annotation, biological process: protein import into peroxisome membrane.
AAUUUUUUAUUUUGAUUCCCAGUUAAAAAAAAAAAAAAAGAAACAGAAAAGAAAGAGCCCCCUCCGCUCUUUCCUCCACAUCUUUUUUUCCUACAUUACGUUUUUCAAUUCGCACUAGACGCACACUUUAAUUCACUACAACUGUUUAAUGUCAAACCAUCUCAAGAGCAAUCAUGUUGAUGAAGUUGAUUCAGAUAUUGAUGACUUGCUAGAUGAUGUUCUUGAUGAUAUAUCCAACUUGUCUACAACAGAAAAACAGCCUUCCAAAUCAACAACAGAAGCGGUAGCUGACAAGGCUAAAGAAACAGCGACCACGGCUGCUGCCCCUUCUGCCGAAAAAGAGGUUGCCGAAGAGCCCGACUUGGAAGAUCUGUUAGGUAGUGACGACUUUGCAAAGCAAUUAGCUGCAGGCAUGGAACAACUCAUGGGUGGAAUGGACGGUGAAGCAGAUGAAGAGAUGAAAAAGGCAUUUGAGAAAGUCUGGGCGUCGUUUGAUAACGAGACACCUGUCCCUACAGCUUCAGCACCCCCCACUGCAACGACCACAACAUCGUCGUCAAAAAACAAGGAGGAUGGAGCAACAAAAAAGUCAGCGCAAUCAUUUCAGGAUACCAUCAACAAGACGAUGAAUAAGUUGAAAGAUAGUUCAAAAGAAAUUGAUUCUUCAAUGAAUGAAGAAGCAGAAGAUGCUUUUAUGGCAGAAUUGAUGAAACAGAUGGAAUCCUUGGCAGAUAACGGAGAAUUUGAGGGCGUUUUGGAAGGAAUGAUGAGCCAACUCAUGUCGAAAGAGCUUCUUUACGAACCCAUGAAAGAUUUACGUGAUAAAUACCCCAAGUGGCUAGAGGAACACAAGGAUACGAUCGAUAAGGCAGAAUAUGAAAAAUAUCAGCAGCAAAUGAACAUGUGUCAGCAAAUUGUUGCUAAAUAUGAAGCGCCUCAUUUUGAUGAAAAGGAUGAAGUACAGGCAAAGGAAAUCAUGGAUUUAAUGACAAAGAUGCAAGACUUGGGGCAGCCACCUGCUGAUUUGUUGGGUGAGAUGGCCCCUGGCAUCAAUUUUGGUAAUACUGAAGCUAUGCCAGACCUCAAAGAUCUGGAAAACUGUACUAUUAUGUAAUGCUCCUGUCCUUUGAAAGACCCCCUAUUCCCUCCCCUUUAUUUAAUGUUCGUAACUCUAUUGCCAACUUGUAUUAGCUAAUAAAGCGCGUGUAUUUUCUUAAAUUUGGUUUGAAAAUACAUCGAGAUCGUAAGUCACUGAUGAUGAUCUAUGAUGAGCUUUUUUGACACUAGGAUACACAGUUUGGACAACCUAUCACUUUCAGUUUGAGAUUCACAAAAGAGUUUUAUUGUAGGG